Molecule: messenger RNA, 375 nt
Organism: Bipolaris oryzae ATCC 44560
Lineage: Eukaryota; Fungi; Ascomycota; Dothideomycetes; Pleosporales; Pleosporaceae
Exons: 3
Coding region: 1-375 (124 amino acids)
Cellular component (GO): cytoplasm
Source: RefSeq, a predicted model, not a curated record
AUGUUGGAAAGACGAGAUAGUGCAAUGGACAUCCCAAGAAGCACCUCUAACGGCUCUCUCACACCGCAAUCCGUUUCAACCUCAACCUCCCCUCCGCCAGCCUUCAAUCGUGCGGAUCUCUUCCGCUCUCUGCGCCCCAUGGCCAGCACCGAGAGUCUUAACGGUGCGCUGACCAGCAAACCUUGCACCACAUGCUCUGGUCAGCACGCACGACGUCGCUGCUCUCGCUGCAAGGCAGCAUAUUACUGCGACCGCAACUGCCAAAAGUCGGACUGGAAGACGCACCGCAACAUCUGCGAGCCCAUCACCCAGACUUACUCUGCUCCGGAGACGCCCAACUGCUCCAACCCUGCAAGCCCGACAAACGAAGCUUGA